Messenger RNA from Salvelinus sp. IW2-2015, 1207 nucleotides. RefSeq names its product interferon-induced protein with tetratricopeptide repeats 5-like. The coding region runs from base 66 to 1109 and encodes 347 amino acids. Gene Ontology annotation, molecular function: protein binding. The transcript is spliced from 2 exons. Lineage: Eukaryota; Metazoa; Chordata; Actinopteri; Salmoniformes; Salmonidae. Gene Ontology annotation, cellular component: cytosol. The record is from RefSeq and is a predicted model, not a curated record. Gene Ontology annotation, biological process: defense response to virus.
UGGGUAGUGUCUCUAAGGGUUAUUUCUCAAUACUGUAGCCUGUCUUCUCUGUCAUUGACUGUAAAAUGAGCGCUUCUGUCACAACAGAUAUGGAAGUGAAGCUGAAAGCACUUGAGUGUCACUUUACAUGGGGAAUAGAAAAGGCUGACAUCAAGGACCGGGACAGCCUCCCUGAAAGACUUCUGGAUCGCAUCAUGAAGUUCAGCACUUCGAACCAUGCCACAUAUUUCAACUUACUAGCCUUUCUGAGCCACCUGAAGGAAAACAAUGUUAGUGCUCUUGAGUAUCUCCACAAGGCUGAGAGUGCAUUGAAGAAUAGACAGGAUGAUACAGAGUUACUGGUAACCUAUGCUAACUUUGCAUGGGUUCACUAUCACUCAGGGAACAUGAAUGAUGUGGAUGCCUACAUUGGAAAGCUGGAAAACAUCAAUAAGGGUUUUACGAUUGCUAUUCRAGGCAGUUUACCUUCAAUACAUGGUGAGAAGGCUUGGASUUUUCUAAGGCUUGGGGGGCUAUUUUACAAGGGGGCAAAGGAGAGCUUUCAGAAAGCUCUUAAGGGAGAACCAGACAAUGCAUCCUUCAACGUGGGCUAUGCCAUGGUCCUGUACAGGUUGGAGGGGUUAGCCAUGGAUGGAACAGAGAGGUUGGCGCAUACUGAAGGUGCUACUCAGCUAAGGAAAGCCUUAUCCUUAGAGCCCGAUAACACUGAAGUCAUGGUCCUGCUAGCCCUGCAGCUUCAACACCAAAGUAGACAUGAAUCCAUGAAACUCAUCAAAGAGGCCCUCAGACUGUCUCCUGACGUGCCUCACGUCAUACGUUACGUGGCUGAGUUUUUCAGUCACGAGAGCAUCAAUGAGACCCUGGAGGUUCUGAAGAAAGCUGUGAAACUGUCUCCAAACUCCUCCUUCAUGCAUUACCAAAUCGGCCGGUGUCACAAAAAUCUGUUCAACCAGAUGUCUGAGCAGAAGAGGAAAGGGAGAUGGGUCAAACAUGCGUGCAUGUUUCUUGUGUUAUUUUUUUAUUUUUUUAUUGCAACAACAACAAAAAAUGACUUAGAAUGUAUUGCUUUAGGAGUUUUUAUGUCUUUGGAUGUGUCUCCUUUCAGGUAGUUGAUUAGAUAUCUUCACCGACCGUUCAUCUGUUGUUGCUCUUGUAACUGGUAUUAACAUUGUGAAAGAGAUAAUAAAACAUAMUGCCAAAAACGUGA